Molecule: messenger RNA, 650 nt
Organism: Moneuplotes crassus
Lineage: Eukaryota; Ciliophora; Spirotrichea; Euplotida; Euplotidae
Source: the annotation of a GenBank genome assembly
AUGUCCAAAAUUAAUACAACCCAAAGUGCUCUUCUUGAAGGCCAAGUCAAGGAAUUCAUUGGCUCAGCCAAAACUAAAAUUGCUGACCUCAAGAUGGAUAUAAACCAGCUUGAGAAAGAAAAGGAAGAGUCUAAAAUGGAACUUGAGCAGACCAAAGGACAUAAGAGAAAAGUUUUACAAGAAAACCAAGUCCUCGAAGAAGAGCUUAAUAAUAUCAAAUAAUAACAAUGAAGCUUUGAAAAAUGAGAAAGCUGAGCUUGCCAUUGAAUUAAAAUAAGGCAAAGGAUGACCUCUCCCAUCUUAUUGAAAAAGCAGAGAGUCAGAAAUCUCAGCUUGAGAAGGAAAUAGCUAACCUAGAAAAAACUGAGAAGGAUCUGAAAGAAACCAGGAAUAAGGAACGCAAGAAACUACAAGAUCUAGAAGACUCCUCUCAUACAAAAAUAAUGGCUCUUUCUGAGACCCUUAAAAGAAAAGAGAACGAGAUUGAAGAACUUAGAGCUAUUCUUGAAGAUCUGGGUAUUAAAGAAAACAACCGAAUGGAAGAACUCGAACAAGAAGCAAUGAACAUAAAGAAAAUAUUCCUAGAUACGGACCAAGACGGAGCAUAAGUCUCCUAUUAUUUUACAUACUUCACCCAACCCCUUCCUCCC